Mustela erminea (ermine) is the source of this 2273-nucleotide messenger RNA. RefSeq lists its product as uncharacterized. The transcript is spliced from 4 exons. Bases 45 to 665 code for a protein of 206 amino acids. The record is from RefSeq and is a predicted model, not a curated record. NCBI's taxonomy places the organism in Eukaryota, Metazoa, Chordata, Mammalia, Carnivora, Mustelidae.
GUCUUUCUUCUGACUUUAGCAAUCAGAUAACCCACACCUUUCUCAUGGGAAGGAAAUAUGGGAUGGAGAAAGUGGAUUGUCAGCUUGGAAAUAUACAUUCAUGUCACAAUUGGAGUAAGGAGGCAGAAAUGAAGAAAAUUGAAAUACAAACUGACCCUUCCAGUGACUUGCCCCGGAUCACCCUGUCAAAAGGAAGGAAACAGCUCUGGGCCCACCCGGAUCCAGCUGCGAAGUUCCGGCUCUCUCCACGCAGCCCUGCUGUCUGGCUGAAGGUCCGUGGACAGGAGCCACACGUAUUAUCGGGCUGCCUCACAUUGCGUGCAUUUUUCGUAUGUGUACGCACAUGUCAGCCAGCGCGUUGCUGUGCCUGCUGGGCAUCAGGCCUCCUUUGGAGACUUUUCUCUGCUGUAACGAUAGUUCUUUGCUGCUGGGGUGCCACCAGCCAUGACAGUGAAGGCUGGACCAGGGGUGUGGAUGAGCCUAUCACCAGGAAGGCCUGCUGUGCCCAGAGUCCAGAAGGACCUCUGAGAUUGGACAUGGACUCUAAUAGUCUCCCAAAGACUCCGAGUCCCCACUUACAGUGUCACCGUAGCAAGGAGAAGUCCUCAGCGCCAUUUGAGACCAUCUGGCCUCUGAGACAAGCAUUUGGGCCACUAGCCCUUUGAAGAGGUGGCAGUUUUGCAUACCUGAAUGGUCUUAGUUUUUGCACUGGGCAGGCAGAUUGACCAAACCUUCCGGAAGUGGAGGGAAUAAUAAAGAUGAAGGUCUUUGCAUCUUUAGGGCCUGUUCUUUCCAAAUCUCUUUUAAGGCUCAUGAAAGCAGAGAGCAAUGGGCAGAGAGACUGGGGGAGAAUGAGCUCUUGGCAUGGCUGUGGUGGAGGAAGCCCCAGACUAUGGCUGUGUGACCUUGGGUAUUCUCCACUUCGCCUCUGAGCCCCAGUGUUUUCUUGUAGUGUUUGGCAGUGGUACUGCUCUUUCUUCCUUUCUCCUGUCCCCAGAUGGUGGCUGUGACGAUUAAAUGGGACUAUGUUUAUGACAUUUGAGCAGGGUCCCAACACAGAGAAGGGACUGGGCAAAAGUCAGGAAGCUCGGGUUGUACUUUAGAUUCUUCCCAGAACUCUGAAUCUCCUUUCUCUGGGUCUCCCCUUCUGUAAAAUGAGGGGAUUCAAGUAGGUAAUUUUUUCCUUUAGGGUCUCUUUUGACUCAACAUGCUGUAAUCCUAUCUCUAAGUGGAGCACUAGAAGAAAAUUUUAAGAGAUGAAUGGAUUUUUUGGUAUUUAGCUACUUAGCUGUUCAACAAAUACUUACUAAGGGCUUACUAUGUGUCAGGUGAUGGAGGUAGCACUUGCCUCAUGGACCUUCUAGUCUAGAACAGAUUUUCAGGGCAGCCCCUCCUCUCAGAGAGUUGAAAAAGUGCCAGGGCUCCACGGGGAGCGCUGUUCACUAAAAGAGACACAUUAAUGCAGACACUUUAAGGAAGCUCUUGGAGUGACCCUAGAGUUGGGGAACAGUUCCUAGGAGUCAGGAAAGUUUGUGGGAGCUCUGGCCAAGGGUGUGUAUAAUUGCAAAAGAGUUUGUUAAUUGAGACAUCUGAGAAUGUGAGGAUCUGCCCCUACCUGCCUGGUUCUCAAGGGGGUCAUUUACUGGAACAAGGAACAAUGACCGCUUCCCAUGCCUUGUCUUUUCCCUAGAGGUAGAGCCAGGGAAGAUGCUGGAACCCAAAGGGAGAAGAGAAGGGUGACCAGAGAAAAAUGCCAGCCUUAAUAUGACACUUGGGCCAAGCCCAGAGGACCAUGAAAAGUUACAGAGUCUCAUCUGUAUCCCAUCAAGAGAGAAAAGGGCCCAGUUGGAGCACAAGGGCCACUUGAGAGUUGGUCUCAGGGUCAUGGUCAGGAAGCUGCCUGGGGAGGUGAAAAGAACUUGGACUUUAGAGUUGGAGACUGACUUGGAUUUGAAGGCAUGGAACCUUGGGCAAAGGACUGAACCUCUCUGAAACAGCUUUUUAAUCUGUUAAAUACUUCACAGUGUUGACUUCUGGAAGAUGUUAUGAGGUAUAAUAUGUCUUAGGCACCUGGGACUACCUAUCGAUUUGAUGAUUAGUGUUUAUAAUUAUCACAUCACAUAUUAACAGGACCUGGGUCCUGUUUCUGUGCAAUAUUGAAAACCAGUGGUAGAAGCAACUUUGAUGAGAAAUCUUAGAAGCAGUUUGUAUUAUCUUCUUCUUCUUUUUUUUUUUUUUUUAAGACUUAUCUAUUUAUUUGGGGAGAGCUCACC